AUGGCUGCCGUAACGUCGCUCGUCAUUGAAAUCGGUUCCUGUAGCAUCACGGCAGAGAGGCUUGUCUCGCAAGCCCAGGCCCCGAAGCUGCUACAGCGUCCACGAUCAGCGUUCUUCGCGCAAUGCCCGCCGAAAGCACUCGUUUCUUGCAAGUCCCAAACCACGAGACGCGUGCUCCGAGCGAUAGCAGCAUCUGACAGCAGCACCGAGACGUCGGCGGCGGCGAGCGGCGGAGCAGCGGAGUAUCUGGAGGUGUUGAUAGAGUCGGACGCGGGUGUGAGCUAUGAUCACCUUCAGGACAAGCUUGCCGCGGGGCAGUGGGAGGAGGCGGACAACGAGACGCGGAGGCUGCUGUGCGUUCUAGCCGGCGAGGCCGCAGCGAAGCGCAAGUGGGUGUACUUCACGGAGGUACAGAACAUUCCCGAUAAAGACCUCCUGACAAUUGACCGGCUUUGGCGGGCGUACAGCAAGGACCGGUUCGGGUUCAGCGUGCAACGGAAAAUGUGGCGCGCGCUGAGCCGACAGUGGAAGCCGUUCUUUCUGCAGAUCGGGUGGACGUACGGCCCCAACAGCACGUACAAGAAAUUCCCGAUGGAAUUCUCGUGGGAACUGGACGCGCCCGUGGGCCACCUGCCGCUGACGAACGCUCUGCGAGGCACGCAGCUGAUUGAAAAGUUAUUCACGCAUCCCGCGAUGGCCGUGUUCGACGCCGACGAGACGAUGCCGGACCUCGACACCGUGCCCAGCGUAGUGGCCGCGGAGCCGGAGAAGGGCAGCGUCAGUCCCAGCAGUAGUGGAGCCGCGGGAGGUACGAUGUUUGACGAAGGCUUCAACAGCGCCGAUUACGGGUUCUGA
Messenger RNA from Closterium sp. Yama58-4, 855 nucleotides. The record is from the annotation of a GenBank genome assembly. NCBI's taxonomy places the organism in Eukaryota, Viridiplantae, Streptophyta, Zygnematophyceae, Desmidiales, Closteriaceae.